Molecule: messenger RNA, 693 nt
Organism: Striga asiatica
Lineage: Eukaryota; Viridiplantae; Streptophyta; Magnoliopsida; Lamiales; Orobanchaceae
Source: the annotation of a GenBank genome assembly
AUGAGGACGGAGAAAUCUGCGGAGGAGGAUGGAGCUUCUAAUGAAGCUAAAAGAAAGAAGAGAGAGAAGGAGAAGAAGAGAGAAGCGAAGAGAGAAAAGAAGGAGAAGAGAAGAAGGAGAGAGAAAAGGGAGAAGUCGUGGUGCGACCGAUUAAGAAAAAAAAAAUACAGACAGAUGGAGAGAGAGGAAGGAGAAAAAGAGAGGGGGAAGAGAGAGAAAGAUUGUGAUAAAGACGAAUCACAAUUUCUACUUGGACUGAAAAAAUACGGAAAAGGCGAUUGGCGUAACAUUUCGCGUAACUUCGUGACCACACGAACCCCGACGCAAGUCGCAAGCCAUGCCCAAAAAUACUUUAUCCGGCAACUUUCCGGCGGGAAGGACAAAAGACGGUCGAGCAUACACGACAUCACGACCGUUAAUCUCGACGAGAUCAAAUCUCCUUCGCCGGAAAAGAAUAAUGGACCACUCGACUCGCCGGAAAAGCAGAACUUGAUCUUACAAGUGCAGCAGCACAAUCUUGAUGGAGAUGUUGUGGUCCGACCCAAUUACGAACCGGGCCUGAAAAGCCCGGGAGCUGUAUUGGGCUUCAGCCCGAUCAUGGCCCACUUUCAAGGGACCUCUGGUUACAGCGGGCUUGGCCCGCCGCACUUUGGGCAACAUCAUGGUACGGUUUUCCAGAUGAAUCCGCACUAG